Letharia lupina is the source of this 4791-nucleotide messenger RNA. RefSeq lists its product as uncharacterized. The record is from RefSeq and is a predicted model, not a curated record. NCBI's taxonomy places the organism in Eukaryota, Fungi, Ascomycota, Lecanoromycetes, Lecanorales, Parmeliaceae. Gene Ontology annotation, cellular component: cytosol. The transcript is spliced from 13 exons. Gene Ontology annotation, biological process: tRNA methylation. The coding region runs from base 1 to 4791 and encodes 1596 amino acids.
AUGAAAAUAAAAAUACUAUCUGAGGAUUCACUGCGUCAAUUGAGCAAGUCUUUGACGGGGCUUAUUCCGAAUAAUGUGGACGUUCUCGAGGAGGGUGUCAUUGCGCACAUUCAGUCAAUUCUACAAGACCUCUUACAGACCGCUAGUUCAACGGAGCUUUCUCUUACACAUGGGGCUGCCGCCCUGAAUGCUCUUUGCGGGUUUCUUGAACAGUGUAGUGCCUCUUCUGAACUUCGAAUUCGUGAUCUCUCCUACAAUCCGGAGAUAUGGACACGAGCUUUCAAUGUCUACAUUACAAAAUCAGAUAACAACAAACCCAAGCCACUGAGAAGGCUUCUACUGACACUAGCACGCCUAGUAUCGAAGCAUCCUGUAGAUACAGAAAGAGACUUCCUGCUCGGGACUGCUAGUUGUAUUGCUACUCGAGCCAUCCGCAAGCAACAUGACUUUGCAGAUAUCAAGCCUGCAAUACAAGUAUUGGAGCACUUCCUUAGCAGAGAUCUCCUUUCUGCUGUCGAAAUUGUCCAAAUCAAAAGGCCAGAAGAGCUGAGACUCUCUCGGAUGGAGUCAUUGCAAAAGGACAACAAGGAUCUUGAUAAUCAGCAGGAACGGGUCGAUCAGUCUGUACAGAACUUUGCACUGAGUGCGUUGGAAUGGAUGCGGUAUCCCGAUUGCGCUCCUGCUGUGGGACGUUUCUUGCCCGUGUUUUUCAAGUCCUUUGGAAAGAGCCAGAAUGGCGAUACCGUUCACGUCUCGAAAGAUGGUGUAAUACCACUGUGGAUAUCCCCUGUGAAGCGAACUCUAGAGCGACACCAGGGACUUUUGGAAGUCUUCGAAAUUCACAUAUUGCCAGGUCUGUUCCGCCUGGGCCCUGCUCAUGUAAAGGCUUUCCUAAGGACAUUGCCAUUUGAAAGCAUCCAGCGUGGGAAUCAGUGUAUACCCUACUUUCAUGUUGAAGUCAAUGCAAAGCCGCGUAACGAAUUCAUCGCUUUGAUGAAGAAGCUUUGUAUGAGACUUCGAGGUGCUACCCUGUCUCUGUUGAGGCACGGUCAGGAUCCAGACGUUUUGACUAGAGAGCAAAGGUCCAUUACAUCCCGAUCAGUUGCAAGGAUUGGUGGCGAAGGGCCAGUGAGCUCAAGAAAUGUCAUCAAGCAAGUGCUGGAUGAGGGACCGCACAUUCUGGAAGAGCACCUCGCUUUUCGAAAAUGGUAUAUGGUGUUUCUACUUCAAGAACUGCGCCCAACAGCAUCAUAUCAAAGCCAUAUCACGGCACUGAAGAUACUAGAAUUCUUGACGGAGCAAACUAUCGCUCUACGCAGUCUAUCGUCGAAAAGCCACAAUGACUACCUCGACGCCUUGAACGAACACCUGCCCAGAGGCUUGUUGCUAAGGCCCCUUACUGAGUUAUUGUUGGACCCCUUUGAUGAUGUCCGCCAAUCCGCAAGUACAGUCUUCGAUCUUCAUCUGUCGAUAAAUUCAAUCCCACGAAAAAGUAUAUCCAGAGGGGGAACGGAUGACAAAGCAGACUCAUUGGACCAGGAAGCUAGGAAUCAAGCCGACAAUGAAGAGGGCCAUCGCAAAGCCAAUCAUCCGAUACUCAUCAACUUGAACAAAGCUGAGAACAGAGCCGGAAUCACAGGUCGAGCAGAUCACGCAGACGGUUUUGGAAGACUGAUUAAUCUCCUGUACACAACCAGUGGGACUCUUGUCAAGCCAGCUGGGUGGCACCAAAGUCAUUAUUUGAUAGUGGACCACGUCAUAUCAACGCUGGAAGAGGAGGUCGAUAUCGCCAAAGGCGACCUGCUGUUCGCCGUCAGUAGUAGGCCUCUUCACGGCCAUCUGAUCGCUCUCAGAUACAUAGUCAGCCGCACCGACUACGUCAGAUCGCUCGACGCAUCGCUGGACCAAUGGGAAGUUUUCGAUAGAAGAAUAUUUUCUGUUUGCUCUGGUGUCUGGGAGGUAGUGCAAGACGUCCUCUGCUUCGAUGCUCCAGAGGGUCAUGACAUUAGCGAGGACGACUUCAAUGAACAGGAUAGAGGAACCAAAGAUAUACUUUCAUUCUGCUGGCGGGCCUUAAAAGAAUCAAGCUUACUGAUGCAUGCAAUGGUCACGAAUAUUGGCUACAUUCCUUCAUCUCUCCGCGAGAGUACCGAUUACAAAGGCUAUCAUGAAUUCGGACUCCAAGCUUUUACGCAGCUGGCUGAGCUGCGUCAUCGGGGAGCUUUCUCCACAGUCUCGCAUACUUUUGCGGCGUGCUGCAUAAUGUGUGCUCGUUCAUCCCAACUAGCAGUUCGAGAAUAUCCUAAGACUUGGUAUAAGCUUGCGUUGAAAAGUAUCGAGGACAAUGCCUCCUCGCUUACGAGAAGAUCCGCCGGUAUACCGGCUAUAAUCACUGGUGUACUCGCCGCCUAUCCAGGAGACAAGUUCUUUGAUGAUGUGGUUGUGAACCUGCAAGCCAUGGCAAAUGCACCUAUUGGGGUUGAUCUGGGCUCUCUACCUCAAGUGCAUGCGCUGAACUGCCUCAAAGACAUCUUCACGGAUGCACGAUUCGGGCUCAACACAGAAAUCUACGUUGCGGAUACCUUGGAAAUUGCCGCUUCGUGCCUUGAAAGUCACAUAUGGAACAUACGCAAUUGCGGCCUAAUGCUUUUCAAAGCUUUGUUAAAGCGUCUCAAUGGUGGGACUGAUACUUCGUCCACCAAAGCCUCCAGCUCACAUCGCCGAUUCUCGCAAUUGACAUACCAAAAAUAUGCCAACCUACCAGAGCUUCUACUAAGACUACUUCGCCGAACACCGACCCAAACGCAAGCCAAUGGCAGAGAAUUAUACCCGGCGAUGCAAGCUCACAAGGUUUUUCCUGCACUCGAGGUAAUCGAAAGAUCUGGUAUACCAUCUCAGCACGAGAGCCUGUUUCUUGAUGCUUUGCGAUACUACAACGAGUCGCCUGACUGGUCGAUCCGGGAGAAAGCUGCAAAAGCCCUGAGCCUGAUUGUUGAUGAAACAAGCAUCGUGGAGGAAGUCACAAGCUUGCUUGCGCCUAAUUGGAUAUCACAAAACGCUUUGCAUGGGAGACUCCUCCGUCUGCGAUUCUUGCUUGCUCGUAAUGAAGCUCCACUGUUUGGCGACUCACUAAGCACUUAUGAAGCGAUCCCGCCCAUGUUAGAAGACUCAUUCGAGGCCUUAGUUAUACGCAAUGCUUGCCCGGUCACUACCGCAGCAUUCCUCAACAUUUUAGCAGACUUGUUUGCUAUCUUAAAUCUGUCCAACAGCGAGAAAACCAAGUCUUUCUUAUUGCCGGUAUUGGCGAUGGACCAAGAAAAUAUAGCGAAGUAUUCCGCCUCGGCUCUUCAAAGUAGCCCCCUAAAGCGUUGCAUAAACCUAGCCAACUACAUGCAUGCUUUGAAACAUCGGCCACAGAGGAAUGGUUGUACUGAAACUCUCCGGCAUUUCUCAGGAGCCGAUAAGGAUGCGCUUCAGAUCGUGAAUAUGGCACUACAGUAUAUGUCUGAUGAGAACGACUUGGCCGUCCUACGUUUCUGUUCCGCUCGUGAGCUUCGUUCGGCUCCAGACAUAACGCAAUGCUCUGAUACAACUAUCAGAAUGAUCACGAAGAAUCAUCGGCAAUUUGAUUAUACCCUCGCUUUGCAGGGAUAUGCUCUUGGAGAACGCUAUGCAUUUGAUGCCACUAACACUGAAGUUCAAGCAUGGAUCCGUCUGCUUUCCACAGCAGGAGCUGAACGCUCCGAUCUUCGUACUAGGACGGCAGUAGUCUUCUCAAUAAGAGCCUUUUUUGAUGGCUUACUGGACCAUAACUUCCAACUGGUCCCAGAUCCUCAGAUUCUCGGAGUCUAUCUGGCACUCUAUGACAGCCUGGUAGAUGAUGAUGAAGAUGUCCGAGACCAAGGAGCAAGGGUCGCCUCGACUAUACUUUCCGUGAUUACGUCCACGGCUGCUGACUACGGCACCAAUACUCUAUCGCUAUCUCCACCUGCGGCUAAAAAAGGAUUACUUCGGUUCUUAUGCGAAGGUUAUCGAACUUCGAUGCCGCUCUGCGUGGAAACUAUUGUACGACUGACUGGUAUGAUUUCAGCAAUAGACUCUGCCUCAGCCAACAUGCAGGACGGCGAAUCUCAGACCAAGCCAGGCAAGUCUGUUUUGCACAUCCGCUCUGUUGCCGAUCUCUCUCUAGAGGCCCGAACGACAUCAACCGUAGUCUUCGUCGAAGAAAAACAGAACUUGUAUAUCGAUACAGUCAGCGAAGCCGAAGGCUGGGCGGAACUCUUGUGCCGGCUUGAUCCUGACGCAUGGCCCGCGAGCCUCGCAUCAGAUUUAGAAACCUGGACUCGCGAAGGACUCGCGCAUAUUCUUGAGAUUAUCCAAAACGGUGUAGACGGAGCGCUGAGUCCGACGUCGAAGCCAGAAGUCUUUACCCUUUUCACUCGAGUCUUCCUAGCAGCGAGGGUAAUCAUCAUACGCUGCGGGAACCAUGUGUCUUCAAAGGGAAAGGACCACAACCCCACUCAACACUCGAGCUCAAGAUCUCCCCACGAUACCAUUAUCCUCGCUCCCCUCAAAGCAGCCCCGCAACACUCACCACCAGCACCCCUUCAGAAUCCAUCCAGCAUGCAGGGCAACGCGGCCAUCGCGAUCAUCCUCGCCUGCAUCCUCGUCGGUUCCCUCGGCCUCUACUACGCGCUGAAAGCCGCAUGCCUGACACUCGCUUACAUGACAUGGAGAGUGGGUCGGAAGGAGACUGUGGAUGUUGAAUUGGUGCCGCCUUCUUCUGCUUGA